Harmonia axyridis is the source of this 2406-nucleotide messenger RNA. RefSeq names its product iron-sulfur clusters transporter ABCB7, mitochondrial (gene ABCB7). Gene Ontology annotation, cellular component: mitochondrial inner membrane. Gene Ontology annotation, biological process: transmembrane transport; intracellular iron ion homeostasis. The transcript has 10 exons. The record is from RefSeq and is a predicted model, not a curated record. NCBI's taxonomy places the organism in Eukaryota, Metazoa, Arthropoda, Insecta, Coleoptera, Coccinellidae. Bases 174 to 2288 code for a protein of 704 amino acids. Gene Ontology annotation, molecular function: ATP binding; ABC-type transporter activity; ATP hydrolysis activity.
GCGUUGGUCCUUCUUGCUAGUUUUUUAUUAUUCCUACCAUUAAAAACUAGAGAAUUAUGUGUCUACAAAACCUAAAAAAAGGACAUUUAAUUAAUUAAAAUGACCCAUAAUUAGAACCACAGAUUUCGGAAAAUUUUAAUAUGUAACAAUUUUUUGUAAGUUAGGUUAGGAAUAUGGCAACUUUUUUAAGAUUUAAUAAUCAUAUUUCCAAACUACUACAGGUGGAAACGAUACGAUUAAACAAACAUUAUAGUCACUUCAGUAGAAAAUACAAUAAAUAUAAAUAUGCGAAUGUCAUUAUUGUCAAGUAUCAAGAAGCACAAACCAGUGUCAAUGGUGAACAUAAGAGCCCAAAAAGCAUUGGUGUUCUUGCAAAAGUUUUGAAGCGAAUCACUUUUCCCCUUUCAAAAAAUCCUCCCUCUAGAGGAUGCUUUCAUCCAGGUGCCUCUGUUCUUUCAAGAGAGGCUCUCCCAAUCAAUGGAAAGCCAGUCACUGGAAUUCAAAUGAUACAGGCUAUGCUACAUUACAUUUGGCCGAAAGAUGACAAAGCAAUUAGAGAUAGAGUUACGUUGGCAGUAGGUCUAUUGAUAGGAGCAAAAUUGAUGAAUGUAGGAGUGCCUUUCAUUUUGAAGUACUCCAUUGACUAUUUAAACGCAGCAAAUACACUUAAUAUGAAUUCUGCACCUGCCACUGUUGCUACAGUUGCGACAAGUAUGUUAAUUGGCUAUGGUGUUGCUAGAGCUGGUGCGGCUGGUUUCAAUGAACUGCGGAAUGCAGUGUUUGCUAAAGUUGCCCAACAUUCCAUUAGGAAAAUCGCCAAAAAUGUGUUUGUGCAUUUGCAUAACUUGGAUUUAGCAUUUCAUUUGAGUCGUCAAACAGGUGCCUUAUCAAAAACCAUCGACAGAGGUUCUAGAGGAAUAAAUUUUGUUUUGACCGCUAUGGUGUUUAAUAUAGUUCCGACUAUAUUUGAGCUGGGCCUAGUUUCUUCGAUAUUGGGGUUAAAAUGUGGAGCAGCCUUUGCAGGUAUUUCGUUGGGAUGUGUCGGGAUAUAUGCAGCUUAUACUUUGAGCGUCACACAAUGGAGAACAAAAUUCAGAGUUUAUAUGAAUAAAGCUGAAAAUGAAGCAGGGAACAAAGCUGUGGAUUCUCUAAUAAAUUAUGAGACCGUCAAGUACUUCAAUAAUGAAAAAUACGAAGCUGACAGAUACAACAAUGUUUUGAAGAAAUACGAACAAGCCAGCUUGAAGACAAGUACCAGUUUGGCAUUUUUGAAUUUUGGUCAGAACGCUAUUUUUAGCAUUUCGCUAAGUGCUAUUAUGGUACUUGCAGCACAAGAGAUUAUCAAAGGUAACAUGUCUGUUGGUGAUUUAGUUAUGGUGAAUGGACUCUUAUUUCAACUUUCUAUACCUUUGGGUUUUUUGGGUAGUGUAUACAGGGAAGUGAGACAAGCCUUAAUCGAUAUGCAAACUAUGUUCACACUUAUGGCUAAAGAUCCCGCUAUCAAGAGCAAAGAACUGGCCCCUUAUCUUCAUGUGGAUGUCAAUUCUUCGGAAAUCAAAUUCGAGAAUGUUUCUUUCAGUUACGGACCUGGCAAGGACAUUUUCAAAGAUCUGUCAUUCACGAUAACGCCUGGAAAAAAGGUUGCCAUAAUAGGUGGUUCCGGCUCAGGGAAAACCACAAUUGUCCGACUUCUCUAUCGGUUUUUCGAGCCCUCUUCAGGCAGAAUUCUGAUAGGCAACCAAGAUAUUCGAGAAGUCGAUCUGGAGAGUCUCAGACAGGCUAUCUCGAUAGUUCCCCAAGAUUCAGUUCUGUUCCACGACACGAUCAAGUACAAUUUACAUUACGGAGACCUGACAGCAACCGAAGAUGAGAUUAUACAAGCGGCCAAAAUGGCAGAGAUACACGAUACCAUCCAGAGUUGGCCUCAGGGUUACGAGACACCAGUAGGAGAAAGGGGAUUGAAAUUGUCUGGUGGAGAGAAGCAAAGGGUGGCAAUAGCUAGGGCUAUCUUGAAAAAUUCCCCCAUAGUUAUAUUCGACGAAGCUACAAGUGCCUUGGAUUCUAUAACAGAAAGUAACAUCCUUCAAGCAUUGAGAAGGGCAACUCAACAUAGAACCAGCAUAUGUAUAGCUCACCGAUUGAGCACAAUCAUGGAUGCUGAUGAAAUCCUUGUACUCCAAGGAGGAAAAGUUGUGGAACGGGGAAAUCAUUUGAACCUAAUCAAUAUUCCUCAAAGCCUUUAUUCGAAACUGUGGAAAGUUCAGAAUAUUCAAGCUAUCCCUGCAUGAAUGAAGAACUUAAAUGGAUAUUUCAUGUAAAAAUGUAGCUUAUAUGAUGUAAAUUAACAUUUUGUAUAGUAUGAUAUGAUAUAAAUGUAUAAAAUAUAAAUAUAAGUGGAUCCCAGUA